This is a messenger RNA of Symbiodinium sp. CCMP2456, 4751 nucleotides long. The record is from the annotation of a GenBank genome assembly. Lineage: Eukaryota; Dinophyceae; Suessiales; Symbiodiniaceae.
GCGUCGCCACCCAUCGGUGGGGCUAUGCUUGCUGCCUCCUGUGUGAUCGCACAGCAGAGUGUGGAAAAGUGGAGGUGCCUGCAUUGGAAGGACCCAUCGGCGACACCGCAGGCACAGACAGCACCAAAUCGCACCACAAAGAACCGGAAGCCGCAGUGCCUGAGGAAGCCACUCCUGGCUCCGAACGCUGCGCUGCGGAGCUGGCUCGCAUCUUGGCGACGGAGGCGAAGAAGCCCUUCGAGGUGUUGGGCCUCGCCGCUGCGAAUGCCAGCAGCUAUGCUGUCAGGAACGCCUUUCGGCGUUUGGCCUUGAUAGUUCAUCCGGACAAGAACCCGGGAGACGAGGAGCGUUGUCACCGUGCACUGCUACGUGCACAGGGUGCGCGAGAGGCGGCUCUCGCGCUGCUGGCCGCACCUCCGGCUCCUUCCAUGGAGCCUGCGAAGCCACGGCCCACUGUCACACGCCCGAGGGAACGAGCUCCUGGCAAAGAGCCACAAAAGCGGAGCGACUUCGAGAGUGCCGAGGCCUUUGUUUCGCACGCCCUGCAGUACGUACUUGAUGAGUGGUAUCGCUUCGUAGACCUGGCUCUGCCUGGCGAUGCGCAGAAGAGAAGGGAGGCUUCGGCAAGACGUGCUGCAACAGCAGCAGCAGCCACAGGGGGUGCUGAAGGUGUGCUGAGGUCAGAAGUUGCUCUCCAGCAGACAACGAAGUCGGUUAAGGCCCUGUCAAAGCUACUGGGCAACCAGGAACUUGGCGCAGAGAUUGUUGCCAAAGUCGAGCGGGUGUGUCGUGGGAUGCUGGAAAAGGAGUAUGCCGCCGCAAACCAGGCCCAGAUGGCAGAGGCAGUGGAAGAAUCCAUAGAUGACAUGGACUGGCUUUCCGACUAUGUCAUCUCCGUGCUGAAGUCUCCGACCUGGGUGGUUCCCAUCCAGGAGUUUAUUGACAAGAAUGCCAUCCUGUUUGACGAAGCCGAGGAGUCCAUGCUGGAGCACACCACAUGCCACAACGAUUUCAAGGAGUUGGUGUCCAACUUGCUCCUCUGCCAUCUCAUGGAGGUGUCGAUCACUGAAGAGCAGUUUGAUCGCUUCUGCGAGACCGGCCUCACAAAGAAUCGCUCUCUGCAUCGUGCUCUGGCCGAACAGCUGCUGGCGGCGGAGGAUUUCCUGACAUUCAAAGCAAUGAUGUCAAAGCACAAUGCGGAGAUCUGCCGUGUGGUGGCGGGCGAUGAGACUGAAGGUGUCACACACCUUGCCAGAGCUGUAGUGAAGAACAGCCUCAAUGAGGGCCUGCUUUCUGCAGACGACUGGCAAAUCUACGAUGACCCGCUGCUCGGUGCCGAAGUCAGCGAUGCCGUGGAUUUCUCCGCCCUGGAGGCCGAGGCCAAGCGCGAAGAGGCCGAACUGCAGCAGGCCAUCGCACUCUCCCUCAGCAUCGAGGAGGAGAGGCUGAGGCAAAUGACAGCCAACGAGGAGCAAAUUCCGGACGUGCCAGUUGCACCACCUCCGCCCCCGCCUGCGGCGGGCUUCACAUCGGCUCCCCUGUGCCACUUGGAUCCUGAAACCACCACUUCGCCCCGGGCUGCCGCUCCCGCUCGGCUUCUCCAAACGGAGCCGCUGAAGCUGGCUAGGAAGCCGUGGGGUUUCACCUCAGCCCCGCUUGUGUCACGCCCGCAGAUACCACCACCACCACCAAGCAUGGCCACACCGGCCCCAGCCACCUUUGAACCGGCCCCCCCAAGCCCCCCAAACGACGUCCCCUCUGCGAUCCCGAGGUUGCCAGGCCGCGCCGGCUUCACCUCAUCACCUCUUUGCAAUGUGCCACCCAAGCCUCGAGUAGCCGUGGGAGCUGCGGAGGAUGGGCCUCCAAAACCACCGCCGCCACCGGCCGAGGAAGCCGAGAAAGCUGCGACCGCCUCGACCGCUUCGCGAACUUUGCCUCCCGUGCAGGCCUUCCGCACCAACCUGCAGCUAUGGAAGCGCCGUGCUUCUGAAGCAGUGCAGCCUCUGCCAAAGCAGUUGCGGGGAGCCAGAAGCAGAAUGUUUUCGCCUCCCUCGUCACCAAAGAGUGCAGCAGGCGACUUUUGUGGCCCCUCAGAGGAAGAGCGCCAGCAGCGCGCUGACCAUCUGAGGCGGCAGCGGGAUCGCCUGAUCGAGAAGCGUGCCAAGGACCGUGAGCAGCAGCUCUCCGAGUUCGGUGGUGCCGCACAUCUUGACAAGGAGGUGUGGGCGGCCCUGGGCCGGCGGCGGGUGGCCGAGCUCAGCGGGGCGCAGCUGGCCAACGAGGCAGCACCCUCACGUGCACAGCCGGAGUCGGCUGAAAAACUUCGGCAAGCACUGACCCGACAGUUGCUUCAAAGCCUGGCACAGUCCAUGGUCAGUGAUGCCGAAGUGCUGGAUGCCUACAUGGAUCUCGCCAUUGGGAACAAAGCUUGGCACACUGAGGUUCCGACUCUGAUGGAGGGAGGCAUGGAUGGCCUGACUGGCAUCGAGCGCGGGCGCAUGUGGAAGCAGGCGCGCACUGCCCAGCGACUCAAUGCGGCCAAAGCGAAAUCCAACGCAAUGGAUGACGAGGAGGUGCGGCGUCACGUGGUUGCCCUGCGGCGACUCCUCACGGUGGCCCAGGCCCUUUCACGAACCUUCUCAGGCAUAGACAGGGAGCGUGGCCGUAUGCCACGACCGUCACUCCAGCCUGUUCCUGAACCUGUGGCAGCAAGGCAUGCAGAUGUGGUCAGCUACAACAAGGCAAUUGCUGGUCAAGCACGCAUGAGCAAGUGGAUCGAGACGAUACGUCUUCUGAGGAGCAUGGAAAACUCCAGGAUGCGACUGGAUGUGAUCAGCUUCACCAGCACUGUCAAGGCAUGUAGCCUAGUCAGUCGCUGGGACUUCGCCCUGCGGCUCAUGGCCAUCAUGGAUGAGUUGUUCGUGACGGCAGAUGCGAUCCUUUAUGGCGCAGCGAUCAGCGCCUGCGAGAAGGGCUGGCUUCUCGCAGCAAGUCUGCUGGGCGAGAUGAAACACUUGCACUUGCGUCUAGACGUGGUCAACUUCAAUGCCAGCGUCAGCAUUUGCGGCCGGGGACACGCAUGGCUAAUGUCGGUGGUACUGCUCGCUUCCAUGUGUUCCAAGCAGGUCGUGCCUGAUGUGUUCAGCCUGACAAGUGCAAUCAACGCGUGCGAGAGCACACGCCAGUGGGAAGUCGCCAGAGCCUUGCUGGUAGUCAUGUCUCUGAAUGCGGUGCAGUCACACCUCCUUAGCUACAACAGCGCGACUAGCGUUUGCGGCCACUCAAGCGAGUGGUCCAUGGCCGUGGGUCUCCUUGCAUGUGCAGCUAUAAAUCAGCUGAGCCCCGACAUUGUCAGCUACAAUGCGACAGUAGAGGGAUGUGCCUGGUCUUCGGCUAUCCACUAUUUGAUGCGCUGUACCCGGAAGGCUGCACUCAGGCCAACGCCGAUUAGCUACACAGCUGCUUUCGAUGCAGCAGGUCCGGGAGCUUCGUGGUCACACUCUCUGCACCUCCUCCGCACCAUGCACGUCUCUGCCAAUGCCAUCAGUUACAACACUGCAUUGAAAGCUCUACCUGUCUGGACAUCGUGCUUGAUCCUAGUUCAGCAAAUGAAAAUCUGCCGAUUGCCUCUGGAUGCCAUGACUUUGAGUUCUGUGUGUUCGAACUGGUUUGUCGCGGCAGGUCUUCUCACCACCCUGGUAGAGCAGACUCAUCAGCUGAACACGGUCAGCUUCAACAGCAUCCUUGCCUCCAUUGAGGGGGGUGGACAGUGGCGUGUUGCCACAAGCCUGGUUUCUGGACUAGAUCGACACAGAUUGCUUCCAGACAUGUUCAGUUUCAGCUUGGCAAUCAGAGCUUGCCAAGAAGAUGGACAGGAAGCGGCUGCUUUGGAACUGCUUCGAGGAGCGCAGGCUUUGCAGCUUUACGACACGUUCACGUUCAACAGUGCCAUCGGCGUUUGCCAUGUCGGUGGAGAUUGGAAUGCUGCGAUCGGUCUUCAAGACCGGAUGAUCGCGCUGGGCCUUCAGCCAGAUGUGAUCACCCAGAGCAGCAUGAUAAGCGUUUGUGAGAGAGCCGCACAAUGGAGGGUGGGACUGAAGCUUCUUGCCUCGAGCUUCGAGAAGAAGGUCGAAGCUGACUUGUUCUGCUUGAACAGCGCGCUCAGCACCUGUGAGAAGGCAAGGAGGCUUCAGGCUGCCUUGAUGCUCUUGCAAAGCUCCGUGGGAGCCGGAUCUGUGCGCCUCGAACCUGAUGUUAUCAGCUUCAACAGCGUCAUCAGAGCAUGUGCGGAUGAUGGCCGGUGGCUCCUUGCUCUUGGCCUGUUUAUGACCAUGCGCAUGUGGCUGGAACCGAAUCUCGUUAGCUACAACAGUCUGAUCAUCACUUGCGCACGAAGAGGGCGAUGGUCAGCGGCGCUUGGCUUUCUGGAAGCCCUGAGAUCAGAUGGGCUAGUGCCAAGCAUUAUCACGCACAGCAGCAUUGCAGCCACUUGCUCGAACUCUGGUGCGUGGAGGUGUAUUCUUGGGAGUAUGGCUGACAUGGAAUGGCAGCGGGUGUUGCCCACUGCGAAAACGUAUGUCAGCGCAGUCAACGCUUGUGAAUUGGCAAAAGACUGGACAGUUGCCGCGUCUCUUUUUGCUGCCGCCGGAAGGCUGGGAGUGUCAGACUGCAGGACGGGCUCGAAACGAGUCAGGGUCUGUAGCAAACUACCGGCAGCGAGUUGGAGGAGGCCGUGCAACCAUUCGUGUUGA